Gossypium raimondii (Peruvian cotton) is the source of this 1246-nucleotide messenger RNA. RefSeq names its product binding partner of ACD11 1. Gene Ontology annotation, molecular function: RNA binding. Bases 172 to 1062 code for a protein of 296 amino acids. The record is from RefSeq and is a predicted model, not a curated record. The transcript is spliced from 6 exons. Lineage: Eukaryota; Viridiplantae; Streptophyta; Magnoliopsida; Malvales; Malvaceae.
GAUUAUUAUCCGUUUUCUUACUGUUCAAAGUUAAAACUCAACGCGUUUUACGCUCAUAAAGACGCUUUUGCCCCUAUCUCUAUCACAAUCCGAUUCCAUCCAAGCUACAUUUUUCCAUUCAUAUCGUAGGUUUCUUUGUGAAUCUUCUUCUUGGGAAUUCUUUCUCCAAUCAUGUCGGUCACCUUGGAUCAUAUGGAUCUCAGUCUUGGAGCAGUACCACGUACAAAUGCUACAACGAACUGGAUGAUCAAUGUUUCGGAUAUAAGAACAGUUAAGGUCAGUAAUAUCUCGCCAUCUGCUUCAGAGAGUGAUAUCAAAGAAUUCUUUUGUUUCUCUGGUGACAUUCAGUAUGUUGAAAUGCGAAGGGAGACUGGAAAUGCUCAAGUCGCUUAUGUUACCUUCAAAGAGUCGCAAGGAGCGGAUACAGCAAUGCUGUUGACUGGAGCUACAAUAAUUGACUUUUCCGUCAAUAUCUCACCGGCUGAGGAUUAUGAGCUACCCCCCGGAGCUCUCCAAUCUAACGUGGAGAAAAAGCCAGAUGCUACGGAUUCUAAUGUGAAUAAGGCUGAAGAUAUGAUGAGCACGAUGCUGGCCAAAGGUUUUAUCUUGGGAAAGGAUGCUAUCAGCAGGGCAAAGGCAUUUGAUGAACGGCAUCACUUGAUUGCAAAUGCCUCUGCUGCAGUCACUUCAAUUGAUGAGAAAAUGGGUCUGCGUGAAAAGUUUAGCAUCGGGACAACCGUUGUAAAUGAAAAGAUGCGAGAGAUGGACGAGCGGUUCCAAGUGUCCGAAAUGACGAAAUCUGCAUUGGCUGUUGCUGAGCUUAAGGCAAGUAGUGCAGGAACAGCCAUCAUGAGCAACCCUUAUGUAUCCACAGGAGCUUCGUGGCUUUCAAAUGCAUUCAGUGUAGUUGCGAGGGCCGCAGAGGACGUGAGCAUGUUGGCAAGGGAGAAGGUCGAAAAGGCUGAGGCAGAAAAAAAGGACAUUAUUUACAAGGAGAGAACAGGGAUCAUCAAUGACUUUGCUCAUCUCCAUCUCGAUGAAACUUCAUCACCAAGCCUAUGAUAGUUCCGACUUGUUGAUUCAACCGAUAGCAAACUGUAAGUAUGGAAUGAUAUGAUUGCUUUUGAAUUUUUUCAAUUUUCCCUUUAAUGCCUUGAUUCUUUCCAUCCUUGCUUGUUGUACAAUACACUGUUACAAGGGAUUAUAAUUGAUUCAAAUAAAUUUUAAAUAUAGAGUUUGUGUAAAA